This is a messenger RNA of Toxotes jaculatrix (banded archerfish), 3660 nucleotides long. It is a transcript of the gene ecd, whose product is annotated as ecdysoneless homolog (Drosophila). The record is from RefSeq and is a predicted model, not a curated record. The transcript has 14 exons. Gene Ontology annotation, cellular component: nucleus. Lineage: Eukaryota; Metazoa; Chordata; Actinopteri; Toxotidae. Bases 341 to 2347 code for a protein of 668 amino acids.
CUGAAAUGCAUCCGCUCAUCGUUGUCGUGGAUUAAACCGAAAAAAAGCGCUUUAUGUGCUAAAUUAUUUGAUUCUUAUUAAAUUUUCGUUUUAUUUUCGACAGUGUUAGUCAGGUUAUUUUCUCUGUAGAACGGUGAAACGUCGUUAACAGAAAGCGUAGGAACUCGUAUUUGACGCACUACUGGGGUAGUCGAGUAGAAUUCGCAGUAGGACCUACAUAGUGACAAAUGGCGUGAUAGCAGCGUAUGUAGAAAUGAGGAAAGUUUCGUUAUUUUCUCCCAUUGAAAGUUCACAUUGACAUAACGUAACAUUUAAAAACAAGUCAAGUUCUUUUUCUACAAUGGACGCCCUGCAGAAGAAAGUGAUUCAGGAGGACAUGGUCCAGUACAAACUCUUCUUGAUCCAGACAGACGGUUCAUCUUCACAGCAAACUGAAGAACUUCUCUCUCAACUUAUAGAGGAGGUUUUGGCAAAGGUUGCCCCACACUUGAUCCAAUACAUCUGGCAGAAUCAGCCAUUUAAACUCAAGUAUCAUCCUGAGAAAGGAGGUGUGCCUGCUCACAUUGGAGGGAGCACUCAGUUUGGGGACAAUGUGGAGGAUGAGUGGUUUAUCGUUUACCUCCUAAAGCAAAUCACAGAGGACUUCCCAGAGCUCGUGGCCAGAGUUGAGGACAAUGAUGGGGAGUUUAUUCUGAUUGAAGCAGCAGAUUAUCUUCCCAAGUGGUUGAAUCCAGACACCAGUGAACACAGGGUCUUCCUCUAUAAGGGAGAAUUGCAUAUCCUGCCCUGCCCCUCCAAAUCCAGUCCAGUAGGCAUCUCAAAGGAUAUGGUACCCAGUGUGCCACAAGCUCUAGCACUGCUCGCCACCCACCCAGACGCCUGUCGAGCAAGUCCCAAGAUUUGUUCAGCUCUGAGGAAACGACUAGAGGGGUACCCAGAGAAGAUAAAAACAGGUCUCCACCGUGCCCACUGCUUCAUACCUGCAGGUAUUGCCAAGGUGUUGGCACAGCGACCAGACUUGGUUGCUCCCGCAGUGUCAGCUUUCUACCUGCGAGAUCCAGUAGAUCUGCAGGCGUGUCGAAGCUUCAAGACCUUUCCUCCUGACACAAGAGUCCUUGCCUCGGUGACAUUCACCCGCUGCCUGUAUGCCCAGCUGCAGCAGCAACAGUUCACUCCAGACAGGAGAAGUGGCUUCACCCUGCCUCCUCGCUCUCAUCCUCGUUACAAAGCCCAUGAGCUUGGCAUGAAACUGGCGCAUGGCUUUGAGAUCCUGUGUUCUAAGUGUAGGCUCCCCUCCUCAGAGCCCGAUGCCCCUGUCAGUUGUAAUCCUCAGUGGAAAGGUUUCAUGGACAGUCUGAAAAGGAACGACUACUACCGGGGAGAACUGGAAGGGUCGGCUCGUUUCAGAGAGCUGACAAGAUCUGCAGAAAACUUCUUCAAACAGUCUGUCGCCUCAAAAUCAAGUGCUUUAUCCCCAGGUGAGGAAGUUCUCCAGCUGCUGCACAGCUGCGACUCCUUCAACUUGGAGGAGCUGAAGAAACAAGAGUCACAGCUCCCCCAAGAGGACAGUGACAGCUGGCUGGAUAUCACAGCUCAGGAUUUGGAGCGCAUGUUGCAGGAGAGGAGUGGGGGGAGGUCUGGUGCUGGCAGCCAAAACUCUAGUUCGACCAAACAAACACAGCAUGUCAGGAGUACAGAGGAGAGGAGAAAGGAGACAGAGGACGACAAGGAGGAAGAGGAGGCCGGUUACAGCCUGGUCGCACUCAGUCAGGGGAUGAAGAACUUCCUCAACGCCAUGUCAUCACAUGAGGGUGCUGAACUGCCCUGGAGCAGCUCAACUCAGCCAUUUAGUUUUGAGCCUGACUCCAUGGCCAACGCACUGGACAGACUGCUGGGAAGUAAAGAAGAAGAAGAAUUAGAUUCCGACGAUCUAGAUGAUGACGAAGAUGAUGAUGAUGAUGAGGAAGAAGAGGAGGAAGAGAAAGAAGAGGGGUCCUCUGGUCAUGUAGAGAUGAACGGGACAGAUACUUUGGACAGUCUGAGAAGAUACAUGGACCAAAUGGAUCAGGAGCUGAUGAGCACUAAUAUAGGGAAAAGUUUCCAUCAAAGCAAUUACAACAAGGCAGGCUUGGACAGCGGCUCCCCUCAUCCCUCUGCCACAGGCGGUGUCCCAAGGGAGGAAGGGGUGGAAGAGAAGGAGGAGGAGAUCCAGCCUCUUGAUGUGGACUUAAACCUGGUCACCAACCUGCUGGAGUCCCUCAGCUGCCAGGACGGGCUGGCCGGACCGGCCUCCAACCUGCUGCAGAGCCUGGGCUUUCACUUACCCCCCAACUCUGAUACCUCAUAAUGAACAGGAAGUAACUUAAUGAUUUGGGCUGCAUUUGGCAGGCUUAACCUCAGCAUGAAAGGUGAUUUUACUGGAUUUUCUUCUUCUAGUUCCAUAAAUGUACAACAUCAUGUUUAUAGAGGAUUUUUAAUACAUGCUGCUAAUGGUGGAAUAGAUGUAUUGAUGGUGGGGGUUUUUUAAAAUCAGCACUUACCUUUGGUUGAAACAGAAUAAAUGUUUUUGUGAAUAAAGUUAUUUCAGUUUAUUGAAUGUACACAGAUUCUCCACAGGCUCAAGAUUAUCCACAUUAUUUUUCUAAGCAUGUGAAAUGGUAAAAAGUUUUCUAAAUGUAAUACAUGUACAGUGCAUAUGUAGAAAAAGUUGAAUAUUAAUAGCUUAUUCUUACAUUAAGGCAUCAUUUAGCUUCUUGUAAUAACUUACAACAGACUCAAUGAAACUGGUGUCAGCACCAUUUAACUCUUUCUUCAUGGUGACCCCUUCCCAUCUAACAGAGCAGUCAGAUUCAUUCAAGGGCAACUUCCGCUGGUUAAAAAUUCAUUCAGUCAGUGAUCUGAGUUUAAAUAUUUUUUUUAACACUGUUAAGUAAACGCAAUAAAGAGGGUUCAACUGUCUGUGUCCAGUUCAAAGAACCUGGACCUCGCUGUUUUCCCUUCUCAUUUGAAAAAGCUGUCAGAGCCAUGCAAGGACAACCUCCACAAAGCUGUGUUUGAAAAUUAAUUCACAGAGUUUAAGUCUCUUAAAUAAUGUUAGGUGAACUAUGUCAUGUAUACAACAGGGCCCAAAAGUCUGUGUUGACUAUCAAGAAUUCUUGGGUUUGUUCAUCAGAUUAUCCACAAUUCUCCUCAGAUGUACUCAGUUUUCCAUGAAAUUAGAAGCAAUGUGCUUGUUGUUAUAUGCUUGAUACCACUGUAUCACCUUCAGCUCUGAUAGAAAACUUAAAUUGUUUGAACGGUGCUGCUUAUUUGUACUUGUUCCAUUGCUAAAGAGCUUGUUUUGAAACUGCUGCUGUCCCAUGAAGGCCACAGUCUAAAACUAAUGUCCUUUACCCAACUUGGAGAGUGUAGUCUUUGUUUAGGUGGUUUAGUCUUCAGCUGUUUUGGUUAUACAUCAUUAACCUGUUACAUGUUUACAGUAUGCUGUCAUGGUUCCAAUUACCUACUGCAUGCUGUUUCCCUGCUGACAUUCUGUAUUUUAACUUAGCUGAACAUAUUUUGUGUUUGCCUCAGUAAACACAGGUCAUGAGACUGUGAGAUAAAAGUCAAAAGGUAACUUGUCAUUCUCCACAGAAUAAAAAAAAAAACAUUCAUCAAUGA